Molecule: messenger RNA, 1206 nt
Organism: Trichosurus vulpecula (common brushtail)
Lineage: Eukaryota; Metazoa; Chordata; Mammalia; Diprotodontia; Phalangeridae
Product: transmembrane protein 19-like
Exons: 2
Coding region: 98-1198 (366 amino acids)
Cellular component (GO): membrane
Source: RefSeq, a predicted model, not a curated record
AAGAAGCCGCCUCUGAGGUUGCACCAAGAGGAGGCCUCAGGGCGCACCCCCUGCCCCUCCGCUUCCCUCCCGAGCCCAGUCUGGUUGGUUGCAGGAGAUGUCCUUGCCCCCUUUCCUUGGGGAGGCGUGGGGGGACCCCUCACCUCCUUCCUGGGGCGUCCAGGUGAUCGCUUUCUUAUAUUCCAUGAAAGAUCUCACUGAGGCCAAUAUAUGCAAAGGAUAUUUUAAAAUGAUGACUAAUAUAGUUAUCCUGAGCCUGAUUCUUUUCAUUUCUUUAUCUUUCUGGAUUAUGUCCAUGACUGCAAGCACCUAUUAUGGUUCCUUGCACCCUAUUUCUCCGUGGCGCUGGCUGUUUUCUGUGAUAGUUCCUGUUUUGAUUGCAUUUAAUGGCUUAAAAAAGAAGAGUCUGGACCACAGUGGUGCCUUGGGAGGUGUAGUAGUUGGAUUUAUCUUGACCAUCGCAAAUCUGAGCUUUUUUACUUCUUUGAUGACAUUUUUCAUUUCUUCCUCAAAACUCACCAAGUGGAAAGAAGAAGAAAAGAAGCGUGUAGAUCCUGAAUAUAAAGAAGGGGGACAGAGAAAUUGGAUUCAGGUUUUCUGUAAUGGAGCUGUACCUACAGAGCUGGCAUUGCUCUACAUGAUAGAAAAUGGGCCAGGUGAAAUUUGCAUUGAUUUCUCCAGACAAUACACCGCUUCCUGGAUGUGUUUGUCUCUUUUGGCUUCCUUGGCAUCCUCUGCAGGAGAUACAUGGGCUUCAGAAAUUGGCUCUGUCGCAAGUACUACCCAGCCACGGCUGAUAACAACCUGGCAAAGAGUUCCAAUUGGUACCAAUGGAGGGGUCACUGCAUUAGGCUUUCUCUCCAGCUUUCUCGGUGGGUCCUUGGUGGGCAUGGCCUUCUUCUUCACGCAGCUGAUUUUUGUGAAUGAUUUGGAAUCUUCUGCUCCCCAAUGGCCAGUUGUUGCAUUUGCAGGAAUGGCUGGCUUAUUGGGAUCGGUUAUUGACUCAUACUUAGGAGCGACAAUGCAGUACUCUGAUUGGGAUGAAAGUACCCGCUCUGUUGUCAGUCAGCCAACUGGUGAGACAAAAUACAUAUCAGGGAAGCCAAUUCUUGAUAACAAUGCUGUGAACCUGUUUUCUUCCAUCCUCAUCGCUCUCUUGCUUCCUAGUGCAGCAUGGGCUCUCUGGCCCAUAGAAUGAACUGUUGU